CACCCCGAACAGUUUCCAUAGAGGAGUUGCUGCGUUUCCACACCGGCGGCGGAACACACACCAGAUCCACCACGGGCCGCCAAUUGCCGAUCCGCAGCCCCGACGAUGGUACCCUGGAGUCCUCCCCAGGCAACAACCAGCAACGGGCCGAACCAAAAGAAGAACAUUCGUGCCGGGAGAUGUUUGCCAUCGGUUGCCACUAGCAGCAGUGUAAACAUCGGCAUCGGCCACGACCAAAAGAACGGCAAGCACAACGGCAACCACAAGCAAAACCACCAUCCGAACUACCACAGCGGAAGCAUGGGCUCGAACCACGGACCCGGUCCGUUCCGCCCGGCCCACAACCGCCCUCUCGCGGGAGGCCUCCACGCCGGCGGCCUCCCACCGCCCCCCGCCGAAGACCCGGACGAGGACCGGUGCGCCCACUGCCACUCGGCAACGAUAAUCACCGAUUGGAAGCAGGGAGAUCGGGUCUGCACCACCUGCGGGAUCGUCGCGGAGGAAAAACUGAUGGACGACCGGCCGGAGUGGAAGAACUUUAGCGAGGCCGAGGACCUCGUCCGGGGACUUCCCUCGGGCGCCAGGAGCGGACUCGUUCCGGUAGACGAGACCCGCUACGUCGGCGGCCUGCAGCCCACGGUGCUGUCCAGGGACGCCUUUGGGGCCAACACGGGCGGAUUCAAGAUGGCGAGGAUCCGGAGGCAGCUCAAGACGACCGGCAGGAGGGUCGACCACUGCAUGGAAAAGGCCCACAAGCGGGCGCUCCAGGACGCGAGGCUGGAGCGGAGGGUCCGCCUCAAGCGGGAAAAGGAGCGCAAGGCUUCCGGGGGGGCCCGUGGAGAAGAGGCCGACGACGCAGGCUGCGAAAUCCACCGGGAGGCCCGGCCCGAGUUCGACCUGGUGGUCCUGCAGGAAGAGGAGGACAUGAACCGGCUGCAGGCGGCAAUCUACGCGGACAAGUGGUCCCUCGACCGGGCCGUCUUUCUGUGGGGCGACUCCGAGGACCAGGGGCACCGGGAAGCGGCGAUGCGCGACCUGGAGGCGGGCGAGAGCCGCGAGGACCUGCUCUCCCGCAUGGACAAGGGUCUGAGAGAGGCCUCGAAAGACCUGCACGCUUCCUACGCCAUGGUCAUGCAGGCCGCGAGGACGCUUGGCCUGCCGACCCGCGUCGCGGACGAGUCCGUCCACCGCCUGGUCCGGUACGCCUCCCGGAGGGACGGCUUCCUCGUCAAGGGGGUAUCGAGCCGCCUCCCCAAGGCUACGGGGAAGGAGGACAAGGAGGAGCGAAAGCUCGCCGCGGCGAGGCUGAGGGAAUACAACAAGGCGAAACAGAUCAGCGCGCUGGGGGCCUCCGUGCUCUUUCUGACCGCCAGGAGCCUCGGGUGGACCCGGACCGUGCUGGAAAUAUGCGAUUGCUUCCGUCCGUCCCUGGAGCACUCGGGCGAACGGAUCUCCAUCAAGGCAAAGCACUGCUUCCGCGCCAUGAACGAGAUCAAGACGUACUUCCCCGAGUACACGCGCAAGCCGGUAGCGCCCUCCGACGAAGACCCCCGGUCCGCGGGAGGCGGCGGCGAAGGCGCAAGCGAGACCGCCUCGGUCUCGAACUUUGCCGACCACUUCGUACGGAACCUCCAGCUCCCGCCGGUGGCGGAGGCCUCCGUACGUGCCCUGCUAGUGCACUGCCGGCACGAACAGGUGCAGCUCGGCCGCAACAGCGGCGUCAAGCUGGCGACGCUGUGCGCGUCGGUGGUCUACUUUGUGUGCACGGCGGGGGGGACCAUGCAGAGGAUAGCGCAGCAACAAGUCCGCGAGAACGCGGCCGGCGUUUCCAACCCGGGGCCGCCGUCCGCCUCCACAACGGAACCACCGGGCUCUGCGAAAAAGGACGCCACACGCGUCCAGCGCGAGCCUUCCGCGGCAAGGGUGAAGCCCGAAAAAGCCGAUGGCUCGAACGCACGGACCGAUCCGGGAACCACAACCACCGCGCCGGCAAGAGAUUCCGCCACAAGCAGCAACAGCGACAGCGACGAGGACAGCACGGCCGACAACAACAGCAGCAACAAUAACAACAACAACAACAACAACAGCAACAACGACGACGAUGACGAUGACGACCAGCCGUUCGACGUCUUUACCCACGCCCCCAUCCCCGUGGAGGACCACCGGGCCGAAACGCUGGAGUACGAGAUGAGGCGUAUGUGGGACGCUUGGGCGGAACAAAUGCCGUGGUCUCGCUCGCUGCUCGAAAUCGAGCAGGCCUGCGGCGUCACGGCCGGUGCCGUUCGGAACCUGUACAAAUCGGAUCUAUACCCCCGGAGGGGAUCGCUCCUGGAGGUGCUGAACGCCGCCGUCCUCAAGCCCCCAGAGACCGAUUCGUCGACGGCGGCUGCGGCGUCGUUCGCCCAUGGUUCGGACGCGUCCCUCCACCAAACACCGAUGGCGUCUAUUUUGCUGGCACACAUAUCGACAGCGGGGGCGUUGAUGAGCAACAAGUGAAUGGGCGGGGCUUUCGGAGCAGACUUUUCAGAAGCAGUUCGUGAUAGAGAUUGAAAUAUAAAUUGUACCAUACG
This is a messenger RNA of Pseudo-nitzschia multistriata, 2570 nucleotides long. The record is from the annotation of a GenBank genome assembly. Lineage: Eukaryota; Bacillariophyta; Bacillariophyceae; Bacillariales; Bacillariaceae.